Podarcis lilfordi (Lilford's wall lizard) is the source of this 9363-nucleotide messenger RNA. NCBI's taxonomy places the organism in Eukaryota, Metazoa, Chordata, Lepidosauria, Squamata, Lacertidae. The record is from the annotation of a GenBank genome assembly.
AUGAACAUAAAAGGCCCAGGAAUUAGUCCUUCCACCUACAGUUUAAUACAAGAGAUCAAUGUUUUCCUAAAAGAAGAACGUGGAGGGACCGAGGUUUCCCCCGAGGAAGAAGACAAGAAGGUCAGCUUCACACUGAACAUACAAGCUGAAGGAACUGAAGUUUCCACGAAGAGGUUAGUCGGCGACAUCAAGGCUUUCCUUACCGAGGAAAAGGAAAUCACAAAAUAUUCGCUGAAUGUAAGAGGCCAAGACAUCCCUGGGCAACCCAACUCAGCAGAAGAGCGGAUCCGAUUUAUUCUGCAUAUAAAAGGGCAAGGGAUGGAAUCAGCUCUUAAGAGGUUACUCGAAAAGACUAGGUUUCUUCUCCUAGCCCAAAAGGAAUUGCGAAAUAUUUCAAUGAACAUAAAAGGCCCAGAAAUUAGUCCUUCCACCUACAGUUUAAUACAAGAGAUCAAUGUUUUCCUAAAAGAAGAACGUGGAGGGACCGAGGUUUCCCCCGAGGAAGAAGACAAGAAGGUCAGCUUCACACUGAACAUAGAAGCUGAAGGUACUGAAGUUUCCAGGAAGAGGUUAGUCGGCGACAUCAAGGCUUUCCUUACCGAGGAAAAGGAAAUCACAAAAUAUUCUCUGAAUGUCGAAGGCCAAGGAAUCCCUGGGCAACCCAACUCAGCAGAACAGCGGAUCCGAUUUACUCUGCAUAUAAAAGGGCAAGGGAUGGAAUCAGCUCUUAAGAGAUUACUCGAAAAGACCAGGUUUCUUCUCCUAGCCCAAAAGGAAUUCGAAAUAUUUCAAUGAACAUAAAAGGCCCAGGAAUUAGUGCUUCCACCAACAGUUUAAUACAAGACAUCAAUGUUUUCCUAAAAGAAGAACGUGGAGGGACCGAGGUUUCCCCCGAGGAAGAAGACAAGGAGGUCAGCUUCACACUGCACAUACAAGCUGAAGGUACUGAAGUUUCCACGAAGAGGUUUGUCGGCGACAUCAAGGCUUUAAUUACCGAGGAAAAGGAAAUCACAGCAUAUUCGCUGAAUGUCAGAGGCCAAGGAAUCCCUGGGCAACCCAACUCAGCAGAACAGCAGAUCCGAUUUACUCUGCAUAUAAAAGGGCAAGGGAUGGAAUCAGCUCUUAAGAGGUUACUCGAAAAGACUAGGUUUCUUGUCCUAGCCCAAAAGGAAUUCGAAAUAUUUCAAUGAACAUAAAAGGCCCAGGAAUUAGUCCUUCCACCUACAGUUUAAUACAAGAGAUCAAUGUUUUCCUAAAAGAAGAACGUGGAGGGACCGAGGUUUCCCCCGAGGAAGAAGACAAGAAGGUCAGCUUCACACUGAACAUACAAGCUGAAGGAACUGAAGUUUCCACGAAGAGGUUAGUCGGCGACAUCAAGGCUUUCCUUACCGAGGAAAAGGAAAUCACAAAAUAUUCGCUGAAUGUAAGAGGCCAAGACAUCCCUGGGCAACCCAACUCAGCAGAAGAGCGGAUCCGAUUUAUUCUGCAUAUAAAGGGCAAGGGAUGGAAUCAGCUCUUAAGAGGUUACUCGAAAAGACUAGGUUUCUUCUCCUAGCCCAAAAGGAAUUGCGAAUUAUUUCAAUGAACAUAAAAGGCCCAGAAAUUAGUCCUUCCACCUACAGUUUAAUACAAGAGAUCAAUGUUUUCCUAAACGAAGAACGUGGAGGGACCGAGGUUUCCCCCGAGGAAGAAGACAAGGAGGUCAGCUUCACACUGCACAUACAAGCUGAAGGUACUGAAGUUUCCACGAAGAGGUUUGUCGGCGACAUCAAGGCUUUAAUUACCGAGGAAAAGGAAAUCACAAAAUAUUCUCUGAAUGUCGAAGGCCAAGGAAUCCCUGGGCAACCCAACUCAGCAGAACAGCGGAUCCGAUUUACUCUGCAUAUAAAAGGGCAAGGGAUGGAAUCAGCUCUUAAGAGAUUACUCGAAAAGACCAGGUUUCUUCUCCUAGCCCAAAAGGAAUUCGAAAUAUUUCAAUGAACAUAAAAGGCCCAGGAAUUAGUGCUUCCACCAACAGUUUAAUACAAGACAUCAAUGUUUUCCUAAAAGAAGAACGUGGAGGGACCGAGGUUUCCCCCGAGGAAGAAGACAAGGAGGUCAGCUUCACACUGCACAUACAAGCUGAAGGUACUGAAGUUUCCACGAAGAGGUUUGUCGGCGACAUCAAGGCUUUAAUUACCGAGGAAAAGGAAAUCAGAAAAUAUUCUCUGAAUGUCGAAGGCCAAGGAAUUCCUGGGCAACCCAACUCAGCAGAACAGCGGAUCCGAUUUACUCUGCAUAUAAAAGGGCAAGGGAUGGAAUCAGCUCUUAAGAGAUUACUCGAAAAGACCAGGUUUCUUCUCCUAGCCCAAAAGGAAUUCCGAAAUAUUUCAAUGAACAUAAAAGGCCCAGGAAUUAGUCCUUCCACCCACAGUUUAAUUCAAGAGAUCAAUGUUUUCCUAAAAGAAGAACGUGGAGGGACCGAGGUUUCCCCCGAGGACGAAGACAAGAAUGUCAGCUUCACACUGAACAUACAAGCUGAAGGAACUGAAGAUUCCACGAAGAGCUUAGUCGGCGACAUCAAGGCUUUCCUUACCGAGGAAAAGGAAAUCACAGCAUAUUCGCUGAAUGUAAGAGGCCAAGGAAUCCCUGGGCAACCCAACUCAGCAGAACAGCGGAUCCGAUUUACUCUGCAUAUAAAAGGGCAAGGGAUGGAAUCAGCUCUUAAGAGAUUACUCGAAAAGACCAGGUUUCUUCUCCUAGCCCAAAAGGAAUUCGAAAUAUUUCAAUGAACAUAAAAGGCCCAGAAAUUAGUCCUUCCACCUACAGUUUAGUACAAGAGAUUAAUGUUUUCCUAAAAAAAGAACGUGGAGGGACCGAGCUUUCCCCCGAGAAAGAAGACAAGAAGGUCAGCUUCACACUGAAAAUUCAAGCCCAAGGCGCUGACUAUUCUAUGAGACUUUUAACCACUGGAAUCAAAGCUUUUCUUACUAGGGAAACGGAAAUCACAGAUCAUUUCACUAAAACUGAUGUUGAAUGGAUGGCUGGAUCAGGAAACAGCAUAGAAUACAAAAAGCUCUUUACCCUGAACAUAAGAGGACAAGGAACCGAACCAUCUAUUAAGAGAUUAAUCCAAAAGAUCAUGUUUCUUCUAAAAGGCAAAGAAGAUCCAUGAUAUAUCCCUGAACAUACAAGGCCAAAGAAUUAGUACAUCAAUUACAAAAUUAAUCCAAAGCAGUAAUGAGUUCCUGAACACAGAACACAGAGGGACUGAGGUUUCAUCCAAGGAAGACAGAAAGGUCAGCUUGACGCUGAACAUAUAAGCUCAAGGACCAGAAGUUUCCAUGAAGAGUUUAGUCACCAACAUCAAGGCUUUCCUUACCAAGGAAAAGGAAAUCACAGAUCAUUCCCUGAAUGCUGAAGGUCUACAAAUUGGUGGGGCACCCAACUCAGCAGAACAGCAGACCCGAUUUACUCUGAUCAUAAAAGGCCAAGGGACGGAAGCAGCUCUCACCAGAUUAGUUCGAAUGAUCAAACUUUUCCUUUCAGGCAAAAAGGAAAUCACUGAUAUUUCCUUGAACAUUAGUGGCCAGGGGAUUAGUUUUUCUCUCAAUAAAUUAAUCCAGGACAUUAAUUUUUCCCUUAAUAUUUAAGGUGAAAAGUCUGUUGCUUCCUUCAAUAGUAAAUGUGUUGAAGUGCAAAAGCAGUGUUCAGUGCUAGAUAACGGAGAGGUUAAAUGUAGCAAAGUAUUAAACUAUAGCAAAUGUCCUAACUAAUACAUUCUAGGCCUAAUAGCUAAUUUUUAUCUUAACAGAGGUUUCCCAGUGAGCUGAUUCCUUUCAGAAUAAAACUUUCAAAGUCACAUCAGAGAUUGAAAUGGAUUCUUUUCUCAAUAUUGGAAUUGUUCCCUGUGCACCAAUAUUUUUAAUUUUAUUUUUUUUUGAAUUUGAAACUAUUGACGCUUAACCGAGGAGGCCAAAGGCCCAAACUUAUUUUGAAAGAAAAAAACCUCUCCCAUACACUUUGGGGAAAGAAAAUCAUAAUGUAAUUGAAAUACCAUGACUCUUUUCAAUGUGCAAUGGAAAGGAUUCAUUUAACCAAUCCCAAAAGCAGAAGCAUAGUGCAAGCACUUACAAGUGCAAAACAGGUCUUUAGCCCAUUUCCAUCCAGAGCAUCCGCUAAUAAUAAUAAUAGUAAUAAUAAUAAUAGCCUCUGAAACAGACAGGAGAAGCCCCAAAAGAGUGCUAAGGGGUGUGGAGGGAAGAAUAUUCCAUAGUGGGGGGGGGGAGAGAGAUGAGCACCGCAACCCCAGACUCAGCCACAACUGGACCUAAUGGUCAGUGGUCCCCUUUACCUUUACAAUUUCUGCAAGUACAGUGGUGCCUCGCAAGACGAAAUUAAUUCGUUCCGCGAAUUUUUUCGUCUAGCGAAUUUUUCGUCUUGCGAAGCACGAAAUCCCUUAGGAAUGCAUUGAAAAUCAAUUAAUGCGUUCCUAUGGUCAAAAAAAGUCCAAACGAAGCCAAAUUUGGUACAACAAGAGUUUAUUAAUUGCUCUUUAAAGUCACACAUACUUUAAAGAGCAUUUCAAAAUUCAAACCCAGAUUUUUUUAAAAAAAAACAGCAGAGUUGCCCAAUGGUCACAGAAAAUCAUAAAAAUGCAGAAAAAAACACACAAGCUUCCAGAUUCUUGCAAACCCCUCCCCAACUGUUCCCCCAGCCACCCAGCACACAGAAAUUCAAAUCCAGAAUUUUUUUAAAAAAACAGCAGAGUGGCCCAAUGGUCACAGAAAAUAAUAAAAAUGCAGAAAAAAACACAAGCUUCCAGAUUCUUGCUAACCCCUCCCCAACUGUUCCCCAAGCCACCCAGCACACAGAAAUUCAAAUCCAGAAUUUUUUUUUAAAAAACAGCAGAGUGGCCCAAUGGUCACAGAAAAUCAUAAAAAUGCAGAAAAAACACACACAAGCUUCCAGAUUCUUGCAAACCCCUCCCCAACACCAAGUCCUUGAAUUCCAAACACCCCAACCCAAAAUCCAAAACCCGCCAAAAAAGUUUUAAAAGCUUAACUUACCAAAUGGAUGCAAAAGAAGUUUUGGAAAAGCUUCAAAAAUCACCAAAGUCUUUAAAAACCUCAAAAAAGGCUACUAUGUACACUGCGUUCUAUGAGUUGCUCCUCGAAGUCAAGUCGCAACUGUAUUAACGGUGUUAAGAAAAAGGAAACAAACUUGCAAGACAUUUUCAUCUUGCGAAGCAAGCCCAUAGGGAAAUUCGUCUUGCGAAGCAGCUCAAAAAACGGAAAACCCUUUUGUCUAGCGAAUUUUCCGUCUUGCGAGGCAUUCGUCUUGCGGGGCACCACUGUAAUGUUGAAUAGAUGAUCUCACAAACUCUACCAAAACAGAAAGGUCCUUUUCAAUAACUAUGGGUGUAAAUGUGCCAAGAAGGUGCAUAAACCAUCAUCCUCUUUUUGAGUCAAGUAUAAAAUCCUUUAGGUUGUUAGAGCCAAAGGAGCAUCUGGACCUGUGUACUAUUGGAGAUAAUCUUAAAAGGAAAGCCCCCGUGAAUUUUUUAAUGAAAGAACCUUUAAACUACAAUGUAUUAGACAAAAAUACUAGUUAAGGGGAAAGUUCUGGAACAUGAAAAACUGCUCAAUACCUUAAGCUAGGAAAUUAAAUAUAGGGGGAAUAUACUAACUAAUAUACUUCAGGUAAAAUGAAGCAUGGCUGUUCAAAGGUGUUGAAAAAUAUCCUAUUAAGGUGGGAAAAUAUCAUAUUAAGGCUGUGAAUGAGGUUGUAGACCUGGAAGUAGAAGACAAUGCCAAGGAAGCGUGGGUUGAUGAAGAAUCUCUGGCAUAAUACAAGGUAGAGAUAAGAUGAAGACCAUCUGGUAAUAUCGCAAAAGGAAUCUGGAGUAAAUCAUAUAAAUAGCCUAUUUUAAGUCCAUGAGACUCACACUUCACAGGACAAUGAACAUCAUUGGAUUCAGAACAUAUCAUAUAACUCCUGGCUUGGUCAGAAUCUUGCCUGCUAGGUGGCAGUCAACCAGUCUAAUAAGGCAUGCAAUCUAUCAACUAUUUGUUUAAUGAGUUCAGUUUCUAGAAUAGGAUGUGUGUGUUGAAGUUGUUUACUGCAUAUGAAAGCUGGAUUAACAAAUUUACGAAUGAAUAAAACAUUGAAAAAGCAUUCUGAAUCUGUCUUCUCUUGGGUCUAUAAAAAGGAAUGCUGGUGGUGACUGAGAGCUGUAUAAAAUCUCUUUUUCAUACAUUCAGAUACUCCAAUAGUGAAAAAAUGAUAAUCAAUAACUCAAUUGAAUAAUACAUAGGUCAUCAUUGCAUGCCUCUUCAAUCCAGUUGGCUUAGCAGGCCAUCCUCCACUCUCCACCACAAUGUGUAUACAAUUAUCCCUAUAGGUCUCCCCACCCCCCAUUCUAACCCACAAUAACUCAGCAAUUGUGUCCAAUUUACAGUAAAAGGUACCAAUGCCUGUGAAAGUCAUUGAAGUAGCCAACAGAGGAGACGAAAAAAGGAAUAAGUACCCCUUCUGUUGGACAAAUGAGAAAGCAGAACUUGAGAACUGCUGCCUCACCCAUAGAAGGUGACCACUCAGAUCUCCCCCGGUCAUAAUCAUUAAAUGGUUUUUCUUUCAUUUAUUAACCAAUUAAUAUGAAUCCUGUGAAGCGUCUAGAACAUAUUGAAUAAUGCAAUAAUACAGUACAUAACACAAUAAUAACAUGUACACCUGAAGAAGGGCUGAGGUGAGUUUAUCAGAUGGGGAGGCCAGUGCACAUCAUGCUGCCCCUAGUUUCCUUGACCUAAAAAUAAAAAUAAAAAUCAAGUAACUUAAACUGCAAAAACAAUUGUGCAGGGUGUGGGUGCUUUCCAGCGUUUCUCUUGGUUGGACAGAUGUUGUGGUUGUGUUCAAGGUGCCAUUAGCUCCUGGCUCUCCAGUAGCACCUUUUCUCCUUGAGGUCAAGGUUUCAGACCUUGAAAGGCUAUGAGAGGUUGCUGGAUUAAGCCUUCAGGACAGUAUAGCUGUGUCCCACUCCCACAAGGGUAGCUCCAUUGGCGUCAAGGAAAAGGAGGGUGUCAAGGACAGAGGGCAUCACUUUGAGUAAGAGGGAAACAUUCCCUUAGGAUGGGCCAAUUCCUUGGGGAAUGAACAGCUAUUCUCUUGUGCCAUGGGUAGUUCUCCAAGGGGUGUAGGGCUUCUAGUAGUGGGUGAUUUGCUCAUUAAGAACAUAGAUAGUUGUGUAUGCGAUGAAAAGCCAGGAACUCCAAGAUGUACAGGGUACAGAUAACCAGGCACAGCUUUGUAGGCAUGGAUGAGACAAUCUACUGGACAUUUGAAACAUGCCAGAGUGUGUGCAAAGUAGACCACACAGAUGGAAACACUGAAGAGACACAAAAAUAUAUUUGCAUGAUUUAAUAACAAAACUCCUCUAACAUGCAUCUUACAGAGUGUCUAUAAUCAUCACCCACCCACCCACCAGGGGGCAAAAUAAAAUACAUACUACACAUUAUAUAUCAUUGACAAUUGCUGACACAGCUAAUUACAGUGACUUAUCAGCACCUACUACACUGCUACACAGCUGUAAAGCUAGGUCAGGAUAUGCACCUUGGCUUUUAAAGGGGUCCACACACUGUGGAAAAAUAAUGAACCCUAACGUUUAAACAACAUUUCCCCUGUGGUUCAUAACUGUGGAACAGAAACGUAAAGGAUAUUCUGUACAUAUCUUUCAUGUGUGACCUUCAGAGUGCCUUAGUAAAAAUGUCAGCAAUUUGGUUGUCACCUGAAACAUACUGAAAAGCGAUUAUUUUGUCAGCAAUUAGCUUAUUUGCAAAUUGCAAACAUAAUCUCAAAACUCUAGUGCGUUGCGUAUUAGUUUCUGAACACAGAAUCGCGAGUCCACUCUGGGAAUCGAGGUAGACAUUGACUGGUAGUGUUACUUGUAUCUGUAGAUCUGCAAAUACUUGUAGGUACCAUUCUACAUUGCAAAUAGCCUGAGUGCAUGCGCAUAAUUCACUCUCCAUCGUGGAGAGACAUAUAAUGGUUUGUUUCUGGGACUUCCAUUCAAAUGGACACCCGUUAUAGCAGAAAACCAUACCAGACACACCCCUGUAAUUAUUUUGUUUUACUGCAUGAGAUGCAUAGCAAAAAAUUUCAAAACCUGAAUUGACACUUGAUAUGGAAAUGAUUGCCUCCACACCCAGCACAUUCUGAUUUGUCCUUGUACCUCUUUUUGAACUUCCUGCGCUCCUGCUUCGUCUGGUAUACGUCAUUGUCUUUGCUGGGGGAUGCUUCAUUACUGCUAGCCUCCUCAUGGUGCACUGGGAUUAGCUUCUUAUCAGGAUGCAGGCUGCUGUCCUUGAGAAUCUCCUGGGCGAAGAGUUCAGCAGCUUUUGAGGCCACAGCCUCCUCAAUGGUCUUCUGCAGUGUGAGUUCUGGCUUCGAGAGAAGACGCCGUUGUGUAGCCUUAUUGGAAUUCACCGAUUGGGUCUGCGUUGCUCUGGGACAGGAGGAAGGUAGUCAAAUGACACCUGAGGUUGAUUCAAAGAAAGAGUUUAUUCUGCUCUCCGGAUAGCAGAAGGCACUUGCGUGAUCAAGUCCACAGCAAGUCCAAAGAAAUGACAAGUUUCAUGCAGUAUUUAUAUCCUCCAGACACCCUCUCCCCCUUCCCCAGCCACGUCAACUUGUAUACGCAGGUUGACUUCACAUAUGUUCCUGCUCUGGUACUCUCAACCAUAAAAGGAUCUUCCUUCCUGUACUUCUGACCAUAAAAGGAUCUUCCUCUUCCUACUCUUAUCUGGGAAGACGUAAUCAUCUCCGGGAACACGCUCUGGCGUUUGUUCCCGGACCUGGGUUUGUGUGUCAGAGUGUGUUCAGGACGUAAGAUAAAGCACACACGCAUCAUCCCUGCUGUACUGGAACUUGGCAAGCUCACUCAUUGCCGCCACGGACUGAUAAGGGAGAGAGCUCUGUUUUUGUUAUGGAUUUACUCAACGGCUUGAGUUUAUGCAUUUUAGCUAAGGAAAAAUAGGGAUUUUAGUGCAAUUUAAAACUGCCUGCACAGUCAGUUUUUGGGUUUUGGAAACCCAUUCCUUCAUUCCCUACUCUUCUUUUGGACAGCCUUUCGGCUCGUCCCAAGGUACUGGCCGGUAUUCUCGUGUCAGUGCUAUAAUCUGGGGCCGAAUCAUUCGUAACAUCAUUUUAUGCAUCAUAUUUUGCAAGCAUUACGUUAAGCAGGGUAUACAGGAGCAGAAAAGAAGCAAGAUUAGUCCAUUAACAUCAUUACAAGUCCUCUAAGCCAGAGUUUCCCAACCUUGGGCCUCCAGCUGUUUCGAACUACAACUGCCAUCAUCCCUAGCUAGCAAGACCAGUGGUCAGGGAUGA